AUGGAUGAUCUAGCUUCCGUCGAAGCUCAAGAGGCCAGGCUCCGCAUACAGCUCGAAAAAAACACCAAAGAACAGGAGAAAAAGGUCAUGGAGCUACAAGAAUUGGACAUCCGAGAGAGACUGGCAGACCUAGAGACCCAAAAGGCAAGGCUCCGCACUCAAUGCAGCCAAUCUCAUGACGAAGUCACCACCGCGCCCGUACCUAGCAUCAAACAAGAGGAAUCAGUGGUCGAAUCUCAAUCAGCCGUUCCAGCUAUGGGGUCCAAAUUUGAACCCAUCGACCUGACUUUGGACGACGAGGUCGGCGAAAGUCAACCUGUGCCCAAGAGCGACCCUGGUAUCAGCGCGUGUGAGAAUGUCGAAAGCCGCCCUCAGGACACCAUCCUCACAGCCCAGCCGUGCAUACAGGGGCAAGAAGGUGAAGCUACACAGCCAUCAGAUCCCAAAAUCAACGUGGUCGCGCCGCAGCAGGGUGACCAACGACGAGUCUACGAAGAUACGCCUCAUUCACCUCCCGUUUGCGAACCUGAAACGACCGAAGUCAGCGGUCAAGCUCCCCAAGCGGCAAGUACCCAUACACUGCAGUGUGACCAGGGAGCAGAGCCGGAGAAAGUGUCACGCAAACCUCGGGCAGCUUCUACUCGAACUGCCAAACGAGCGCCAUCAAAUGCUGAUGCUGGAGACACUGCAGCUGUAAAGCCUGCGCCGAAAAGACCGCGGAAGCCACGGGCGAGAAAGCAGAAGGCGGUGGAAGUGGACGAAGAGCCUUACAGGAUCGUACAGCCAAAGACGGGAUCCGGCAACGAUAAGUCAGCCGGAGACCGAGAGCCCAGCCCUGGAGAGGUAGAAUACGAAAAGCUGCUGAACAGUAACUGCACGCAUGCUCUGGGUGCCGUACUUGAUCUUCUGCGGACCUCGAUCUUGCCUGGCAGAGAUGAUCUAGUGAAUGGGAGGUUCGAGAACACUCGAAUGAAAUUGUCCCGCUCUGGAUACACUGACUUGCGAUACUUUGAGGUCGACGUAUUGUCGCUCAUGGCUGCACUUGGUGUUCCACAUGAGAAGGCAGAAAUUGUUGACAGAAAACUCGGUCUAUGGAGGUUGGGUUGGCCGCAGUACUAUGCGAUGUGCAAGGAAGGGGCGACCGAGGAGGAGAAAUUAGAGGCUGUGGAUGAGUUCGCCGCAGAGUUAGCGCGAAGAUAG
Molecule: messenger RNA, 1200 nt
Organism: Exophiala xenobiotica
Lineage: Eukaryota; Fungi; Ascomycota; Eurotiomycetes; Chaetothyriales; Herpotrichiellaceae
Exons: 1
Coding region: 1-1200 (399 amino acids)
Source: RefSeq, a predicted model, not a curated record